GUCGUGCCUCACGCCGAGUGCUUAUCUGGAUAUACUAAGGGGCGUCCCUGAAAAGCUUGCUUCUUUUCAGGUCAGCAGGAAGCAAUGGAGAAAAUAAAUUUGGACGCCCCAAGAUGGGACCAGAGCACGUAUCUUGGUCGUGCUAAACACUUCUUAAUUAUCACCAAUCCUCUCAACGUGUUUGCAAGUUCUGCUGAGCUUGAUGCUGCCAAAGACAUUGUGACUAAAUAUAGGGCUGGUGAGCAACUGAAGCUAUCCACCGACGACCUAUGGCGGGCCAAGACGCUGUACGACUCGGCCUUCCACCCGGACACGGGCGAGAAGAUGCUGCUGGUGGGCCGCAUGUCGGCGCAGGUGCCCUGCAACAUGUCCAUCACCGGCUGCAUGAUGACGUUCUACAGGACUACCCCGGCCGUUGUAUUCUGGCAGUGGGUCAACCAGUCUUUCAACGCUCUGGUCAACUACACGAACCGCAGCGGCGAUUCGCCCAUCUCUGCCAAGCAGCUGGGCACGUCAUACGUGUUGGCGACCGGUGGAGCCCUAACCACCGCGCUGGGACUUAACAGCCUUGUGAAGACGGCGCCUCCACUGGUGGGAAAGCUGGUACCGUUUGCCGCGGUUGCAGCAGCCAACUGUGUCAACAUACCCAUGAUGAGGUCCAAGGAGCUGACCGACGGCAUCACGCUGGUGGACGCCGACGGCGCCCGGGUGGGCCAGUCGCGGGCGGCGGCGCGCGAGGCCAUCACCAUGGUGACCGUCAGCCGCAUCCUGAUGGCGGCGCCGGGCAUGGUUGGUAGCCCGAUCAUCAUGAAUCACCUGGAGAAGCGCGGCUUCAUCAAGCGAUAUCCGUACUUGAACGCGCCUCUGCAGGUGCUGCUGUGCGGCUUCUUCCUGACGUUCGCCACGCCGCUGUGCUGCGCGCUGUUCCCGCAGCGUUCGUCGGUGGCCGUGUCCCGGCUUGAGCCCGAGGUCCAGGAGGCGAUCAACAAGCUGCCGAACCCGCCUACAGUCGUGUACUACAACAAAGGCUUGUAGACGGCCGAGCCGCUGCUGCCGGGGCCGUCAGCGGGCCAGGAGCGGAGCCGCUGACCGCUGGCCGCUGGCUGCUGGCCGCUGGCUGCUGGCCGCUGGCUGCUCUGGUCGGUCACCGUUCGCCAGCGCCGCUGGUGCCGGCGACAUCAGGCUGGACGGACGGCUGACGAGCUUAGAUCGGUUUUGUGGGACGGAAUUAUGUACGUGUGGGACGUAGUGGUACGUGCGGCCGUAGGUCGCCAUCGGGCUGUACAUGUUCGCGUUCGUUAGUGCUGGUCAGAAGCAUCCAGAUUAGACUAGCUUACGUC
Pollicipes pollicipes is the source of this 1340-nucleotide messenger RNA. RefSeq names its product sideroflexin-1. The transcript has 10 exons. The coding region runs from base 85 to 1035 and encodes 316 amino acids. Lineage: Eukaryota; Metazoa; Arthropoda; Thecostraca; Pollicipedomorpha; Pollicipedidae. Gene Ontology annotation, cellular component: mitochondrial inner membrane. Gene Ontology annotation, molecular function: monoatomic ion transmembrane transporter activity. The record is from RefSeq and is a predicted model, not a curated record. Gene Ontology annotation, biological process: monoatomic ion transport; serine import into mitochondrion.